Molecule: messenger RNA, 1032 nt
Organism: Cephus cinctus (wheat stem sawfly)
Lineage: Eukaryota; Metazoa; Arthropoda; Insecta; Hymenoptera; Cephidae
Exons: 1
Coding region: 1-1032 (343 amino acids)
Source: RefSeq, a predicted model, not a curated record
AUGGAUGGAGUGGAACUCACAUGCAGAGUGUUAAUCGACCAGGGUUCGCAGACAUCGUUUAUAACGGACCACAUAGCGCAACAGUUGCACUUAAGAAGAAGCCGUUCAGAGGUGGAAUAUGUUGGAGUAGGAACAUCGGAAGUUAAGCGAUCCAAAUACCAAGUGGGCCUAAAGAUUAGAGCAAAGGAUCAAUAUAUAGAUGUAACCGCUCAAGUUCUGAAGUCUUUGACGGGUCUAUUGCCCGGACGAUAUGUUAACAUACAAUGCAUGAAGCAUUUGCAAGGCAUUGAAUUGGCCGAUCCGCAUUGUUUUGAACCAGGAAAGAUUGAUUUGUUGUUGGGAGCCGACAUACAUGCAUACAUCAUUCUGGAAGGUCUGAAAACGGGACCGAAGGGUAGCCCGAUUGCUCAAAACACAAGGUUUGGGUGGAUUCUAUCUGGAGAAGUCACACAAGUGUCUCUUUCUGGAGUGAGAAACAACGAGCCAGUUGCUUCUACGAACCAUAUCACAGUAGCGUUCGCGCAGACGGAUCAUAACCAUGAUUUACAGAAGUUUUGGGAACUAGAGGAGGUACCGAAGUCUAUGCCAUGGACGGAGGAAGAUAGACGUUGUGAAGUUUUGUUCGAAGAGACAACCACGCAAACAGCAGAUGGAAGAUAUGAAGUGCAGUUGCCGUGGAAACAGACGCAGUGUCUUUCAUUGGGAUCUGGAAAGGAAACAGCUUUCAGACGGUUGUUACAGUUAGAGAAAAUAUUGAAUCGAGAUCAUAAAUUAAAGGCCAAGUACAUGGAGAGCAUGCAGAACUACAUAGACGAAGGGCAUGUUGAACAGGUGGAUGCUCAGUCAUCGACGGCAAACUCUACAAUUACGUAUUUACCACACCAACCGGUGAAGAAAAUAGUGGAUGGACAGCUGAAGAUUAGGAUUGUGUUCGACGCAUCACAGAAGUCUGAGACGGGUGUGUCAUUGAAUGAUGUACUAUUGACAGAACCGUCAUUACAAAUCAGCAUUCCUCGAGUAAUCAUGCGUUGA